AUGUCGCUAUUUUACUUUCCGUACUCGGAGAUUCUUCACGCUAAUCAAGUCUAUCUGAUCGGGGGAAUUAUCGUCGGUAUAGUGUUACUGCUCAUCUUGUGGGCAUAUGAUACCGAUAUCAAGCAUAUCAAAGGCAUACCCGAAGUACCGGGAGCGAUUCCUGUCUUCGGUCAUCUGCUGAAACUUGGAGACGACCACGCUUCCUCUUGUGAAAAGUGGUCACGGCAGCUCAAUCAUUCGGUCUUCCAGAUCAAGCUGGGAAAUACUCGAGCUGUAGUGUUCAACUCAUUCGAUGCUUGCCGCGACAUCCUGGUCAAGCACCACAACGCAGUGAUUGAUCGUCCCAAGCUUUACACUUUCCAUGGAGUGAUCAGCAGCACUCAGGGUUUCACGAUUGGAAGUAGUCCUUGGGACUCCAGCUGUAAGAACAAGCGUAAAGCAGCUGGCACCGCCCUCUCCAGGCCAGCCAUGCGUAAAUACCAUCCUAUGUUCGAUUUGGAGAGUUUCUGCAUCAUUCGGGAUAUGCACAAGGACACCAACUUUUCUGAUCCGAACAUGGAGAUCAGUAUCAGACCAUACAUCCAACGAUUUGCUCUCAACACGACUCUGACACUGUGUUACGGGAUACGCAUGGACGAUACUUACGACGAGCUUCUUCGUGAGAUUCUGCACGUAGGCUCUGCUAUAUCUCUUUUGCGUAGUGCUUCAGAGAACUUGCAGGAUUAUGUUCCAGCACUCCGCUAUCUUCCCAACAAUAAGAAGGAUGCUCGCUCCAAGGAUCUCCGGUCUCGUCGAGAUGCAUAUCUCAAUCUAUUGCUCGAUAAAGUCCGCGAGAUGAUCAAGAAAGGAGUCGACAAGCCAUGCAUCAGUGCUGCUAUUCUGAAGGAUGAAGAAACUAAACUGUCUGGCGUCGAAGUAUCAUCAAUCUGUCUGUCUCUGGUCAGUGGUGGGUUCGAGACCAUUCCUGGAACUUUGACCUCGUGUCUUGGUUCGUUAUGCACGCCGGAAGGGCAGAUUUUCCAGGAACGCGCCUUCGCCGACAUCAAGCGUUACUAUCCAGACAUCCGCGAUGCAUGGCAGAACAGUUACCAAGAAGAAAAGGUGCCUUACCUCAAGGCGAUCAUCCAAGAAGCCGGUCGAUACUACACUGUGAGCUCUAUGAGUCUGCCACGUCGAACAGUGACCGAAGUCAAUUGGAACGGUGCUAUAAUCCCACCCAAGACUAUGAUUCUCGUGAACGCGCAAGCCGGCAACCACGAUAUCGAUCACUUCGGACCAGAUGCAGGGACCUUCAAUCCUGAACGCUGGCUUGAGCCCGUAACAAAAGAGAAUGACAUGGGUCCUUUCCGAGAACGAGUUCUGACAUCUCAAGCUCACUUGUCAUUCGGCGCUGGCACUAGAGCAUGCAGUGGUCAAUUGAUUGCUACACGCUUGCUCUACGCAGCUCUUAUACGUGUCCUGUCUUCUUACAAGAUAGUUGCGUCUGAGUCUGAGCCCCCCAACACAGACUAUGUGGACUACAACCAGUUCAAGACAGCUUUGGUCGCGAUUCCACGCGACUUCAAGGUCAGACUUAUUCCACGAGACAAGGCGACGAUGGAAGAGUGCAUGCAAACGGCGUACAAGCGGACUGAGGAGCAUUACAAGGAGGAUGUCAAAUCCGUGUGAUUGGGUCUUAUCUAUCUUCGUACGCCUAUCAGGUGCGGGGUAUGGAUGACUGCGGGGACUGAUUGAUGCGAGUCUGUUCAAAGCAACGAUGGAUUCACUGCGAGUGUGGUCUGCGAUUGAUUAUUACGAUAUUUCCUCAGCAUCAACAUGCCUUGUGCACCUCGUAUGUCGCGCAUAUCGGCGUUGGCACGAAUCUCCUGCUCGCGGUGUCAUCGGCGCAAGAAGAAAUGUGAUCGCGUCCUUCCCACAUGCGGAAACUGUGCAUCUGUGCAUCACUC
This is a messenger RNA of Aureobasidium pullulans EXF-150, 1946 nucleotides long. Its product is annotated as cytochrome P450. The record is from RefSeq and is a predicted model, not a curated record. Lineage: Eukaryota; Fungi; Ascomycota; Dothideomycetes; Dothideales; Saccotheciaceae. Gene Ontology annotation, molecular function: heme binding; oxidoreductase activity, acting on paired donors, with incorporation or reduction of molecular oxygen; iron ion binding. Bases 1 to 1668 code for a protein of 555 amino acids. The transcript is spliced from 2 exons.